This is a messenger RNA of Anopheles cruzii, 723 nucleotides long. RefSeq lists its product as uncharacterized. Lineage: Eukaryota; Metazoa; Arthropoda; Insecta; Diptera; Culicidae. The record is from RefSeq and is a predicted model, not a curated record. The transcript has 2 exons. Gene Ontology annotation, cellular component: endomembrane system. The coding region runs from base 178 to 645 and encodes 155 amino acids. Gene Ontology annotation, biological process: vacuolar proton-transporting V-type ATPase complex assembly.
UAGGUGACGAAUCUCGAAAAUAGUUCGUGAUUUGCCCUCGCCGGGUUUGAAUAGCUGGCUCUAAUGUGUGAAUGCAUUUCUCUCCAAAAUCCAUCCAUCGGUUUUUUUUGACAGUGCUUCAGUAACAUGUAGUGGCAAACUUGAAAAGGGACCUUCGUUUGGCAACACCCGUCGUUGAUGGGCCCCGCGUUUUUCAUACCGGCAAAUAUGCAGUUGCCCAUUACCAAUCGCUCCGUAGAGGUAAAUCCUUCAAGCGAACUGCGUAAGUUUUUCGGCACUUUAGAAAACUUAUGCUAUCCUGCCAUCCUGCCAUCCUGCCAACUGAUAUCGCGCAGAAAAAAAGCAACAUCAACAGCCGCUCCAACCGCUCCGAUGAUGGGUUCCGGACAGCCUGAGAAGCAAAUUCAGCGACAUGUGAUCGCGGUUGUCCAGUUCAUACUUUCCGUUGUGGUCGGGUUUGCGUUCGGCUUCAGCGGCAUCGAGCUGCUGAUCGGGCAGCUAGAUUUCGGGUUCCGACUGUUGCUGGGUAUCAUCAUCGCACUAAUCGUGGCACUGGCAGAGAUAUACUUUCUGGCGGUAAAGCUAAACGAGGCGGAUGACUUGCCAGCGUCGGUGACGAGCAUUAUGAAGCAGCAUCAAGAGUAGCCGAAGUAAAAUCAAUAAAACGUAUCGAUCAAUCGUUUUGUUUUCUGUUUCGCAGUUUAUUUCCGAACGAAGGCGUGU